This is a messenger RNA of Mastomys coucha (southern multimammate mouse), 1781 nucleotides long. It is a transcript of the gene Fxr1, whose product is annotated as FMR1 autosomal homolog 1. Gene Ontology annotation, biological process: DNA damage response; regulation of dendritic spine development; regulation of dendrite morphogenesis. Gene Ontology annotation, cellular component: neuronal ribonucleoprotein granule; nucleus; dendritic spine. The transcript has 18 exons. The record is from RefSeq and is a predicted model, not a curated record. NCBI's taxonomy places the organism in Eukaryota, Metazoa, Chordata, Mammalia, Rodentia, Muridae. The coding region runs from base 207 to 1781 and encodes 524 amino acids. Gene Ontology annotation, molecular function: mRNA 3'-UTR binding; protein homodimerization activity; translation regulator activity.
GCGCGGGCGUGGGCGGACCGGCCCGCCGCAGGGUAGCCGCCCAAGGACCCGCGCAGAGCGGCGCCGCUAGCGGAGAGCCCGGGAGCGGGCCGGGAGCGUCCCGCCCUCCCGCCCGCCCCUCCCCCGCGGCGCUCGCCCCUCCCCCCUCCUCCCCUCGCGUUGGAAAGUUUCUAGAAUCUCUUCCCAGCAGCCUUUGCGGUUCCAACAUGGCGGAGCUGACGGUGGAGGUUCGCGGCUCCAACGGGGCUUUCUACAAGGGAUUUAUCAAAGAUGUCCACGAAGACUCCCUCACAGUUGUUUUUGAAAAUAAUUGGCAACCAGAACGCCAGGUUCCGUUUAAUGAAGUACGAUUACCACCACCACCUGAUAUAAAAAAAGAAAUUAGUGAAGGAGAUGAAGUAGAGGUAUAUUCAAGAGCAAAUGACCAAGAGCCAUGUGGAUGGUGGCUGGCUAAAGUUCGGAUGAUGAAAGGAGAGUUUUAUGUCAUUGAAUAUGCUGCUUGUGAUGCCACUUACAAUGAAAUAGUCACAUUUGAACGACUUCGGCCUGUCAAUCAAAAUAAAACUGUCAAAAAAAAUACCUUCUUUAAAGCAGUAGGAGCGUGCAGAAUUUUUUAUCAUCCUGAAACUACCCAGCUAAUGAUACUGUCGGCCAGUGAAGCAACUGUGAAGAGAGUAAAUAUCUUAAGUGAUAUGCAUUUGAGAAGUAUUCGGACGAAGUUGAUGCUUAUGUCCAGAAAUGAAGAGGCCACUAAGCAUUUAGAAUGCACAAAACAACUUGCAGCAGCUUUUCAUGAAGAAUUUGUUGUGAGAGAAGAUUUAAUGGGCCUAAAAGCUAGAGGUUUCUUGGAAUUUGUGGAAGAUUUUAUUCAAGUUCCCAGGAAUCUUGUUGGAAAAGUAAUUGGAAAAAAUGGCAAAGUUAUUCAAGAAAUAGUGGAUAAAUCUGGUGUGGUUCGAGUAAGAAUUGAAGGAGACAAUGAAAAUAAACUACCUAGAGAAGAUGGAAUGGUUCCAUUUGUAUUUGUUGGCACUAAAGAAAGUAUUGGAAAUGUGCAAGUUCUUCUAGAGUAUCACAUUGCUUACUUAAAGGAAGUGGAACAACUAAGAAUGGAACGCCUGCAGAUUGAUGAACAGCUGCGACAGAUUGGUUCUAGGUCUUAUAGUGGAAGAGGCAGAGGUCGUCGGGGCCCUAAUUACACCUCCGGUUAUGGUACAAAUUCUGAGCUGUCUAACCCCUCCGAAACAGAAUCUGAGCGUAAAGAUGAGCUGAGUGAUUGGUCAUUGGCAGGAGAAGAUGAUCGAGAGACUCGACAUCAGCGAGACAGCCGGAGACGCCCAGGAGGAAGAGGCAGAAGUGUUUCUGGGGGACGAGGUCGUGGUGGACCACGUGGUGGCAAAUCCUCCAUCAGUUCUGUGCUCAAAGAUCCAGACAGCAAUCCAUACAGCUUACUUGAUAAUACAGAAUCAGAUCAGACUGCAGACACUGACGCCAGCGAAUCUCACCACAGUACUAACCGUCGUAGGCGGUCUCGUAGACGAAGGACUGAUGAAGAUGCUGUUCUGAUGGAUGGAAUGACUGAAUCUGAUACAGCCUCAGUUAAUGAAAAUGGGCUAGAUGAUAGUGAAAAAAAACCCCAGCGACGCAAUCGUAGCCGCAGGCGUCGUUUCAGGGGUCAGGCAGAAGAUAGACAGCCAGUCACAGUUGCAGAUUAUAUUUCUAGAGCUGAGUCUCAGAGCAGACAAAGAAACCUCCCAAGGGAAAGUUUUCAUACCAGUGAUUGA